AUGGUAGCUGCCAAGGUCAACCUCUCAAUGGCUUUUCCCAAGUCCCCUGCGCCACCCACCCCUCCCCACUCCUCCGCCACUAAAUCCUCCCUCACGCGCUCCUUCGCCGCUUACUUCUCACGCUCCUCCGCUCAGAUUCAGCCCCGCCCCUCCGACGUUCUCGACCUCCUCCGCCUCGUCGAGGACCUCCGCGAUAGAGAGUCUCGCCUUAAAACAGAGCUUCUCGAACACAAGCUCCUCAAAGAAACCGUCGCCAUCGUUCCCCUUCUCGAGAACCAGAUUUCUGCCAGGGACGCACUCAUUGAAACAAACACUACGAAAAUGGAACAAGUGGAGGCAGAGAACUGGAGGCUCAGGAACGAGCUCGAAGAACUGAAGCUCCAAUUGGAAGACGAGAAAACAGAGAACCUGAGAAAAACUAAAGCGUUGGAGGAUGAGAUUGCAGAGCUAAAGAAAACGGCGUCGGAUCAUGUCUGCAAGGCAUUAGUAAACGACGUGCAUUCUUCGACAGUAAAUGACGAGCAUUCUUCGGUGAGACUUCAAGCGCCUUUGGAGGUGGCAGGGAGGUCAAAUUUGAUAAAGAGUUUGAAGAAAACGGCGUCGGAUCAUAGAAGCGUGAACCACAAGCAGUUUGAAGCUACUGUUCAAGAUUUUAAACAAGAGACGGCUGAAAGUGAAAGGUCGCGUCGCGACUCGGAGGACCUCGCCGAUUCUACGGAGUCGAGUUUAACAAGAUCACGUGUGCCUCGCGUUCCCAAACCGCCACCGAGACCGUCAUUGUCUUCUUCAUCGACGCGCUCGAAGUACGCUGAUUCUGCGGCGUCAGAAAACGGCAAUGUCGAAUCAGAGAAAGUGAUUUCACGACCUCCUCCGCCGCCUCCUCCUCCCAAGGCUGCGUCUAAGGCUGCUCCGCCUCCUCCGCCACCGCCGCCGAAGGGGAGUAGGCAGGUUACGGCGAACGUGAGGAAGGUGCCGGAAGUGGUGGAGUUCUAUCACUCCUUGAUGAGGAGGGAAUCGCAGUCCCGGCGAGAAUCACUCUCCGGCGCGGUGGAAAUGCCGCCUGCGGCCAAUCCACGUGACAUGAUCGGUGAAAUUGAGAACCGUUCGUCUCACCUGCUCGCGAUAAAAACAGAUGUAGAGACGCAAGGAGACUUUAUUAGAUGCUUAAUCAAAGAAGUGGAGGGUGCUGCGUUUACAGACAUUGAAGACGUUGUGCUCUUUGUUAAAUGGCUUGAUGACGAGCUUUCCUAUUUGGUGGAUGAAAGAGCAGUGUUGAAACACUUCGAUUGGCCAGAGAAGAAGGCCGAUGCACUGCGAGAGGCUGCGUUUGGGUAUUGUGAUCUGAAGAAGCUAGAAUCCGAGGCUUCAUCAUUUCAUGAUGAUCCUCGGCAGCCAUGUGGUCCAGCUCUCAAGAAGAUGCAAGCUCUUUUUGAAAAAUUAGAGCAUGGAGUUUUCAAUAUCUCAAGAAUGGGAGAGUCAGCCACAAAUAGAUACAAAGUCUUUCACAUACCUGUACACUGGAUGCUUGACAAUGGUUUUGUGAGCCAGAUCAAGCUGGCAUCUGUGAAAUUAGCCAUGAAGUACAUGAGGAGAGUCUCUGCUGAGCUUGAGACAGUUGGUGGUGGUCCUGAAGAAGAGGAGCUCAUUGUCCAAGGAGUUAGAUUUGCAUUUCGAGUGCAUCAGUUUGCUGGGGGUUUUGAUGUUGAGACAAUGAGAGCAUUCCAAGAAUUGAGAGAUAAAGCGAGGUCAUGCCAACUUCAAUGUCAUAGCCAGCAACAGAAAUUCCUUUGUAGGUCUGCAACCUGCUAG
Messenger RNA from Sphenostylis stenocarpa, 1809 nucleotides. Lineage: Eukaryota; Viridiplantae; Streptophyta; Magnoliopsida; Fabales; Fabaceae. The record is from the annotation of a GenBank genome assembly.